Pistacia vera is the source of this 1388-nucleotide messenger RNA. RefSeq names its product mitotic checkpoint protein BUB3.1. The record is from RefSeq and is a predicted model, not a curated record. Lineage: Eukaryota; Viridiplantae; Streptophyta; Magnoliopsida; Sapindales; Anacardiaceae. The transcript has 9 exons. Gene Ontology annotation, molecular function: ubiquitin binding. Gene Ontology annotation, biological process: mitotic spindle assembly checkpoint signaling. Gene Ontology annotation, cellular component: bub1-bub3 complex; mitotic checkpoint complex; kinetochore. Bases 153 to 1181 code for a protein of 342 amino acids.
GAAUAAAUAAAAAAAAAACCUCACUAGAACUAGAUAGAUAUAACUCUCACUUCCUCAUUUCAAAUCUCCUUCCCUCUCUCUCUAUCUCUCUCUGUCGCUCGUUGCACAACCCUAACGACUCUCUCCGUUGGCAUUUCCUAACCAAUCAGGAGAUGACAGCUGUCCACCCGCCUCCGACCUCCGGCCGCGAGCUCGCCAACCCGCCGGCCGACGGGAUCUCCAACCUUCGCUUCUCCAACCACAACGAUCACCUGCUUGUCUCCUCAUGGGAUAAGAGUGUGAGAUUGUACGACGCGAGCACAAAUGUUCUGCGAGGAGAGUUCAUGCAUGGCGGGCCCGUCCUUGAUUGCUGCUUCCACGAUGACUCUUCUGGCUUCAGUGCCAGCGCCGACCAUACUGUCAGAAGGCUAGUUUUCAACCAUGGCAAAGAGGAUAUCUUGGGAAGGCAUGAUGCACCUGUUCGUUGUGUUGAGUACUCUUACGCGGCAGGGCAAGUGAUUACUGGUAGUUGGGACAAAACUCUCAAGUGUUGGGAUCCUAGAGGUGCAAGUGGCCAGGAGCGCACUCUUGUUGGAACAUACCCUCAACCUGAGCGUGUUUACUCUUUAUCCCUCGUUGGAAAUCGUCUAGUCGUGGCAACUGCAGGAAGAAAUGUAAAUGUCUAUGAUUUACGAAAUAUGUCUCAACCUGAGCAAAGGAGGGAAUCUUCUUUGAAGUAUCAGACUAGAUGUGUGCGCUGUUACCCUAACGGAACAGGAUAUGCUCUUAGUUCUGUUGAAGGACGGGUUGCAAUGGAGUUUUUUGAUCUCUCAGAAGCUAGUCAAGUCAAAAAAUAUGCAUUUAAGUGUCACCGAAAAUCAGAGGCUGGAAGAGACAUUGUUUAUCCAGUAAAUGCCAUUGCAUUUCACCCUAUUUAUGGUACUUUUGCUACUGGAGGUUGUGAUGGUUUCGUGAAUGUGUGGGAUGGGAACAACAAAAAGAGGCUGUAUCAGUACUCGAAAUACCCAUCGAGCAUUGCAGCACUCUCAUUUAGCAGAGAUGGUCGUCUUUUGGCUGUCGCAUCAAGUUACACGUUUGAAGAGGGAGAUAAGCCACAUGAACCGGAUGCAAUAUUUGUACGCAGUGUAAAUGAAAUAGAAGUCAAGCCUAAGCCAAAAGUGUUCCCAAAUCCUCCAGCGUAAUUUUUGUUAAGACAUCCAUGUUUGUUCUAUAGUGUUUUUAAAUACGCGAUCUUUUUUAGUACUCUGUAUAGGCUUCAUUUCCUACUGAUGAAGCUUGUCAAAAUUCUGAAAACUGUUUUUGUAUCAUAGUUUGCAAGUUCUUUAUUAACUUGUAUUCUUGUGAACUAAUCUUCAUAGCAUAGUCGUUCAAUGAAAUCGUUUUGUUUU